CACCACAAAGUGGCGGUUAGAAUACUGUUUCCUCCCGCGAAAAGCUUUUCAGAAAAGCAUUUGUUUAUCAGAAAAGUUUGAUUUCAGAACUGGAAAGGCAAAGUGAAGUCUCGUGGCAGUGAGUGCCUCUCAACAAUCCCCCCACCACCUCUUCACACACUUCCCCCACCUUUUUCAUCUCUCUCUCUCUCUCUCUCUAAACUAUCACUUCCCAUUUCUGGGGAGGUCUUGUGGGAGAACAAGAAAUGGUGAAAGAAACAGAGUACUAUGAUGUUCUUGGGGUUACCUUUUCUGCUUCUGAGGAGGAAAUCCGCAAGGCUUAUUACUUGAAGGCCAGGCAAGUUCAUCCGGAUAAAAAUCCUAAUGACCCUCAAGCUGCAGAAAGAUUUCAGGUACUGGGUGAAGCUUAUCAGGUUUUGAGUGACCCGGGGCAAAGGGAUGCCUAUGAUAGAAAUGGAAAGUAUUGCAUAUCUAGGGAGGCCAUGGUUGACCCUACUGCUGUCUUUGCUCUUCUUUUUGGAAGUGAACUGUUUGAGGAAUAUAUUGGACAUCUUGCUGUGGCAACAAUGGCUUCCUCUGAGUUAUCUGGUGAAAUUGACAAUCCUGAAAAAGUACAUGAUAAGUUGAAGGCUUUUCAAAAAGAACGAGAAGAAAAGCUUGCCAGAACUCUGAAAGGUUUGCUUCAGCAAUAUGUUCGAGGCGACAAAGUAGGAUUUGUGCGCUGUGCUGAAUCUGAAGCAGAACGGCUUUCUCAUGCAGCUUUUGGAGCUGAUAUUCUGCACACUAUCGGCUAUAUAUAUGCAAGACAGGCAGCACAAGAGCUGGGAAAGAAAGCCAAAUAUCUUGGGGUGCCAUUUGUGGCAGAAUGGGUUCGAAAUAAGGGACAUUUCUGGAAAUCACAGAUCACUGCAGCAAAAGGAGCUUUUCAGCUGUUGCAACUACAAGAAGACACUCGUCGCCAGUUCAAAAUGGACGGUAGUGGCCCCGAAAAUGACCUUCAAUCACAUUUAAGGUUGAAUAAGGAUACGUUGAUGAACUCAUUAUGGAAAUUGAAUGUAGUGGAUAUUGAAGUCACUCUUUUACAUGUGUGCCAGAUGGUGCUGCAAGAAAGUAAUGUUAGGAGAGAAGUACUUAAGGCCCGUGCUAUGGCCCUAAAACAUUUAGGGAAAAUAUUUCAGAGGGAAAAGGAUAAACAAAGGGGAGGAACAUCAAAGAAGACAAUUGGUUCUCACAUAAGCGAUGAUGAAAGCAGUUCCGAUAGCAGUGAUGAAGAGGAUUCCCCACGACCGCUCAAUUAUCGAACUCCUAUGAUCACACAAGGCAUUGGUAGACUCUUCAGGUGCCUCUGUAAUCCAGCAUUUGAUGUGGAUGAUGAUGAGAUUGUGUACAAAAGCAAAUCAUGAUUGCGAAACUCUUGCUAAUACCGAAAGGCCAUCUUGUUCAGCAAAAGAUUGUUUUUAAGAUGACACAAAAGAACAAGCUGAAACUAUGAAUUGUGUUUGUGUGUGUGUGUGUGUAGUUUGUUGGUGAACUUGCAAUUGCUGCAGUAUAUCUCAUAUACAAGAAGAUUGGUGAGUUUCAUAGUUAAUAUACCAAUUAGACUA
Messenger RNA from Rhododendron vialii, 1604 nucleotides. RefSeq names its product chaperone protein dnaJ 10. The coding region runs from base 246 to 1403 and encodes 385 amino acids. The record is from RefSeq and is a predicted model, not a curated record. NCBI's taxonomy places the organism in Eukaryota, Viridiplantae, Streptophyta, Magnoliopsida, Ericales, Ericaceae. The transcript is spliced from 10 exons.